Aureobasidium subglaciale EXF-2481 is the source of this 2790-nucleotide messenger RNA. RefSeq lists its product as uncharacterized. NCBI's taxonomy places the organism in Eukaryota, Fungi, Ascomycota, Dothideomycetes, Dothideales, Saccotheciaceae. The record is from RefSeq and is a predicted model, not a curated record. Bases 1 to 2790 code for a protein of 929 amino acids. Gene Ontology annotation, molecular function: 5'-flap endonuclease activity; crossover junction DNA endonuclease activity. The transcript has 2 exons.
AUGGGUAUUCAUGGAAUUUACAAAGAGAUCGGGCCUGGUGAACGCAUCGCCGUGAGCAAGCUCGCUGCUGAACAUUACAUCCAACACUCUCGCCCCUUUCGUCUUGCCAUCGAUAUCAGCAUCUGGCUGUUCCAGAUCCAAUCCGGUAAAGGCGGCACCAACCCUGCACUUCGAACCUUCUACUACCGCCUUCUCCGCCUGCUCUCACUUAACAUCCACCCACUAUUUGUCUUCGAUGGUCCUAAUAAGCCCACCUGGAAACGAAACAAGAAGGUCGGAGGUCCCAACGUCCGUGUAUCGAGCGUCCCGGAGUUUCUCGCCAAACAGCUUCUGAAGCACUUCGGCUUUCCUCUACACUAUGCGCCUGGUGAGGCUGAGGCCGAAUGCGCCCUUCUCCAAAGAGAGGGAAUAGUAGAUGCCGUUCUCAGUGAGGAUGUGGACACACUCAUGUUCGGUAGUGGCAUGACGUUGCGUAGCUGGACUCCAGAAAAGCAGACCAGCAAGACACCCACUCAUGUGAACGUCUACCGAGCCGACGCGACCAAGAGCACGAGUGGCUUGGACCGCAAUGGCAUGAUUCUCGUCGCCAUGAUGAGUGGAGGUGAUUAUAUCACAGAGGGCAUUCCAGGAUGCGGUCCCAAGCUAGCCUGCGAGGCUGCAAGAGCUGGAUUUGGAGAUUCAUUGUGCAGUCUCGAUAAGAGGGAUACUGAGGGUCUGCAUGCUUGGAGAGAAAAACUGCGCCACGAGAUUCGCACCAAUGACAGCAAGCACUUCCGCCAGAAACGACCUGGUCUGACCAUUCCGGACUCUUUUCCCGACCAGAAAGUUCUCAGAUAUUACACCCAUCCAUGCAUCUCGGCCCCUGAUAAGAUCGCCAAGCUCAAGGACACUCUGGUGUGGGAUUCGCCCCUCGACUAUCCGAGUCUCAGGGACUUUGCAGGCGAUGCUUUCGACUGGCGUUGCAUUGGUGGCGCCAAAAAGUUCAUUCGAAAUCUGGCACCUGCAGUUCUGGUCAGAGAGCUCAGAAUGCGCGGUGAAACCUGUGGAAACAGUUCAGAUGGAAUCUCAGCACAGCAAGCUCGAGAAUCGUCCAUGAUUAAUGCUAUCCACGGUAAACGGCUACACCCAACCACGGACAACAUCCCAGAGCUCCGAGUCAGUUUCAAGCCAAUCGAAUUGAUUGACAUCGACCUCAGCACCGAAGAUCCUGACGAGGAAGAGCCCGAAGAUGAAGAGGACUCGGAUUCGGAACCAUCACCAGCGGAGGACGGCGAAUGCCCGGGGUCUCCCAAGAAGAAGCGAGGCCCCUCUACGUACGAUCCUACAGUUCACGAAAAGGUCUGGCUUCUUGAUACAUUUGUGCGACUCGGAGCGCCGCUUAAAGUCCAAGACUGGGAGGCUGGUCCUGGUGCUCCCAAAUCGAAGCCUGUACCACGACCUCGCAAGCCCACAAACAACGAAACCACUGCCAGCCGCAACACUGUCGCUGCAAAGAAGACGGGCGGUAUGCAGAGAGGCGCCCUCGAUCAAUUCACAAAGGCCACAAAGCCAGGCGUUGAUCGAACAGCACACUCCAAGACCGUGUAUCCUGAAUGUGACGAGCUGGACUUGACCAAGAUCGAUGCAAUUGCAAAGAGUAACGCUUCGAAUGGGAAGGUGGCACAUCAGGCCAAUCCUUUCAGAACCAGAGCUCCUGUGACUGAGGUAGAUCUCAGUGGGAUCGGUGGAGAGACGGUACUUUCUAUCCCUGAGAUGGAUCUCAGCCUCGAAGCAGUCGUCCCUCAGAAGCGAUCGUCGAAACGCUCCUCGCCUGAGCCUGUUUCUCCUGCAAGGAGAGCCCGUCCAAGGAUAUUCUCACCUGCUCGAAAUGUCUCUGGACCGCCAGAAGUUGUCGACCUUCUUUCUUCAUCUCCUGUGAAGCCAGCUUCGCCCGUACGAGUGACGAUGCAGAUCCCAGGUAUACGAGAUCAUUUCAAACAGUUCAGCAAACCGGCUGUACUUUCUCCGCGAGAAAAUGUCGAUGCUCUCGCACCCCUGCCUGACACUGUAACACGGAGGAGGAAGAGGUCGCCUUUGAAGCGAUACCAGACUGCUCCGACCGCUGGUGAAGACGACAUGGGCUCUCCGUCCCUACGCCCGUCCACCCCUCGAGGUCUCGAGAUAGAGGCUAUUGACUUGGCUUCGCCAGAAUCGCUCCCAAGUCUAGCGAGACUUGGCACGUUUCAAAGAGUAUCGGAGAAGAUUCGUCAAGCAGUCGCACAGACGACUAUGCCUACACCAAGCGCUCGGCAGACUACACGGAGAAUCGAAUCUUCGAUGACGGCGGAGCCAGCUGCAGCUCAAACAGAGGCCGAAGUGAUAGACUUCUCAUCAUCAAUGCCCACUCCACCCUACGAGCCGGAGCCACCAGGAGAAAAUGCAGCUUCCGAAAGGCCUGUCAUCUCAGCGUCCUCCUUAUUACCAGUCAACAGACGAUUGCGUGAUCGAAAGAUUGACAUAAUAGCCACCAAGACUACUGUGCUAGCCACAAAUUCUUCCUCGGCGCCUUUGCCCGUCCAAGUAGCGAGUAUAUCGACCUGUCAACCUGCGCCUGUGCAGUCAGUUCCUAUGACUGAACCCCUUCAAACGCAAGUGAAGAAGGUCAAGAAACGAUUCAUACAGCCUCGAGACAGUCUACCUGGCAAUUGGAAAGAAGUUGAAAUGGAGAUUGAUCUCACGGCACCCACCCCCAAAGAUCGCCGGGUGUACCGGAAGAGUGGCGUGGAAGAGUUGGACUUGACAGGUGACUGA